Meyerozyma guilliermondii ATCC 6260 is the source of this 1290-nucleotide messenger RNA. Its product is annotated as Golgi transport complex subunit. Gene Ontology annotation, biological process: cytoplasm to vacuole targeting by the Cvt pathway; intra-Golgi vesicle-mediated transport. Gene Ontology annotation, cellular component: COG complex. The record is from RefSeq and is a predicted model, not a curated record. The transcript has a single exon. Lineage: Eukaryota; Fungi; Ascomycota; Pichiomycetes; Serinales; Debaryomycetaceae. Bases 1 to 1290 code for a protein of 429 amino acids.
AUGUCGUCAAUUUUGCUCAAAACGCUCGCCGAAGACUUGGAUCCGCAUCUACGAGACCAGCUUUUGGGCGAUGAUGAUUUGCAGCGCGAAACUCAAUCGUAUCUCUCGCGCUUGUUGAUAAACGAUGAACUCUUGUCCACAGAGAAUUUCUCCACCACCACCACUGACGAUCCAAAUAGACAACAAACCUUGACAGAAGAGAUUGCGGAGCUCGACCAGCAGCACCAUAUUGUGAGCAAGGAAAUGGCAGCGGAAACAGACCACAAUAGAGACUUAAUCGUGGGUAUAUCUCGCAAUCUCGACGACAUCAAACUGCGACUAGCAAACACAAUUCCGUCCCAAAUCGAUACUAUUCUACAGAUUGUUGAUUCUAGCGAAAAAUUCGACCGUCUUGUGGUUCCAACGAACGAAAAACUCGAAGAAUCCAUCAAAUCGAACGAUGUGAUACUUGCCAACAUCGAUUCUGUUCUUGACUUUCUUGAGCUUCCCACCUUGUGUAAGCUUUGUAUCUCGCAAGGAAACUACCAAGAAAGCCUUGAAAUUUCGAUUUUGGUGCAGUCUUUGCUCAUCAGGUUCCCUAAGCUCACCAUAUUCCAGCGUAUAAGCAAACAGGUAGAUGUCGAAUUGGAAUUGAUGGCGAAGGGACUCAUCAAACUUCUCAACACCAACCUUAAACAAAACCAAAUUCUCAAAAUCUUUCAAAUCCUCAGCCGUUUAAACCUCAAUUGCGUAGCCUCAAGCUCAAAAUCCACUUCGAUCUUGCUGCCUGUCUCGUCCGAAGACUCGUUUCAUAAAACCAGGUUCCUCAAACUCAUUUAUCUUAAUGGAAGGUUCAAAUUUAUCAUCAAAGAAUUGGAAAACUUGGCUCCGCUAAUUCGUUUUAAUCGUCUCACGUAUUUGAAGCGUUUCGUGGAGACUUACAGAGAACACAUAUUCAGUUCCCUCUCCAUUUAUUCUACAAUAUUUUCAACCCAAGCUACCACCAACAAAGAAACAUCCGAAAACGAUGACAAAGCCCUCCUAUAUCAAUAUAUUAAAAGCUUAUCAAUGCGUCUUGUUGAAGAGAUCAAUGAAUACUUUCCAGAUCUUUAUUUUGGAAAGAGCGAUAGCGACGAUUAUGCUGAAAAAGACGGCUUCAUUUUACAAAUCAUCUACUUGUGCAAGUCUGUGGCCAAGUUCGGCACAAAUUUCGAGACUAUACUCAUGUAUGAGCUUUGUUAUAAAAGGAAUACUGGUAUCACAACGGAAGAUUGGGAACGAAAUAUUGCUAAAGUUGAUAUUUAUGCAUAG